GAUGUGUAAUACAGUUGUUAUGCCUUGAGUACGACAGGAAGCAAUCCUGUGUUUAGUACGCUGUCAUACAACCAGUGUUGGUGUGUAGUGCUGGUCUAACUGUUGGAAACACAUUCUUCAUUCGACUCCUUCAAGAUGGCCUUCUGGAUAUUCCUCAUAGUCGCUGCAUGGCUGUAUUGCGUAGUUGUGGCAAUAGUUGUGGUUGCAGGCCUCAGUUUUCUGUGAGAGAGGAACCCAGAGCCACUCCUUUGCGCAAUGACCUCCGCGUUCAAGAACGAUGGACAUAUAAUAUUGGGCAAGCAGGCUGUUUGAGCGGAGAAGGCGAACAGCUGCCCGGUACCCGAAUAUAAACAGGUAAGAUAGGAAAAAAGGAAGGCGUCUCAGCGAGCCGCUCAAUUCAAGCUUGCCGGUAACCCGAAUAUGCCAUUGAGAUGCUGAACUGAACUUGCUGAUAACAUAGAUGAAGCCCACUGUAACGCCCCCAUUUGAUGACUUCAACUGUAACAACACCUCAUGUAUUACUGACGAUCUCAUAUGUGACUACCACGACGACUGCGGAGAUGGCUCUGACGCGAAGCGCUGCGGCAACUGUCCGUGUGACGACAUCAAAUGCAACGGUAGCAACAGCUUCCUGAAAGGGAGGGUCUGUAUCGAAGACCUUGAUCACUCGGUGAAGAUAACUACUAAUAGACAUUUUCGCACAAGCACCAAAUCCCCAGGUCCGUCCCUCUCGGACCCCUUUCGCACAAGCAGUGUUGGAACUUCUGCUCCUUCUGUGUCCUUUGUCUCGGCUCAAGAUGCGCAACGUAAGAGUACACCAGAUACAGCAGUGACCAUCCACGACCCCUCGAAGCAGACCUCUCUCUCGUCACGUCCGCUAGUGCUGCCUUCGUGCUACUUUUGCAUCUCCCUUUCAUGUUAGCUGAUGACGUGCCUGAAGGUCCACACAUGUCGUGCCUAGUGCUACUCGGCUAAAUUGUUCAGGUUUGCUCGUCACCAUUAAUGAGCAUUGACUGCGUCAGUGACCUUGAAUCGGCCGUUGCACAGCACAAUAACCUGUACAUUCAGUGCUAUGACGCAUCUAAUUUCAUUCCGAAGAUUCACAUGCUUGUGCACCUGGUAGAGCAAAUGAAGCAAUUUGGCUCACUCAAACAUCAUUCCACGAUGAGUUGCGAAACUACAAAUGCUCUUCCGAAAUUCAAAAAGUACGACAACUUCAAGAAUAUUCCAUUCUCGGUAAGCGAGCUCUAUCAAGUAUACUCGUAUGUGAAUCAUUCGAAUGGGUCUGGUGUUCCAAAGAGGAAGUACUGCAUCAGAGAAAAUAUUGAGCAGCACUCUGUUCCUGUUUGUGUUGACGUGAGGUUGGUUUCGGCAGGUAUGCCCGCUCAGUUUCUUGGCAGUGAGGUAAACCUUGUGGCUGCCACUUUUGUCGACAACGAUCGACAUCAAAGCAGGACAUGUACUGAUUUUGAGUACUCCUUCCUCAGAAAUUAUGUUUGCAAAAGGAAUGCAGAUAAUAUGUAGGGGAUAAGAAAAGUACCUUUUUGCUAAGCUACUGAUUCAGAAGGCAUUGAAGCGCAAAAUCAAUGCGUUGAUUCUGCAAUCGACAGAUCACGAAGUAGUUGUGUCCACUGACAGGCUUCUUUCCUUCUUUCCCUUGGCCAUGUUUUGUGUAUCAUAAGAGCAAUAAUGGUGUGAUUUGUGUACCACGAUGUUUGCAUUUUGUGCCCUAACAACCCUUUUGAAAGGUCAUUGAAGCUUGCUCCUGACCAAACUUGUGCCCACGAAACAAAUUGUGCUCCCAUUUUGCAUUUAUAUGUAACGA
This is a messenger RNA of Ornithodoros turicata, 1825 nucleotides long. RefSeq names its product low-density lipoprotein receptor-related protein 8-like. Bases 461 to 922 code for a protein of 153 amino acids. Lineage: Eukaryota; Metazoa; Arthropoda; Arachnida; Ixodida; Argasidae. The record is from RefSeq and is a predicted model, not a curated record. Gene Ontology annotation, molecular function: protein binding. The transcript has 5 exons.